This is a messenger RNA of Panicum virgatum (switchgrass), 1549 nucleotides long. RefSeq names its product probable long-chain-alcohol O-fatty-acyltransferase 4. The coding region runs from base 21 to 1097 and encodes 358 amino acids. The transcript has a single exon. The record is from RefSeq and is a predicted model, not a curated record. NCBI's taxonomy places the organism in Eukaryota, Viridiplantae, Streptophyta, Magnoliopsida, Poales, Poaceae. Gene Ontology annotation, biological process: lipid metabolic process.
UACAGUCGCGAGCCACAACCAUGGAGCUGCUGCUGCGGGACAGCCUCCCUCGGGUCUCCCUUGCUGUGUCUGCCGCCGCGCUGUACGCGCGCGCCGUGUCCUCACUCGUAAGGCCCGGCCUCCGGCGUCUCGCCAUGCUGCUCCCGGUGGUCGUCUUCUUCAUCGCGGCUCCCUUGGGCUUCUCUUCCGCCGUCGUCCGCUGCGUCGCCGGCCUGUACCUGGCGUGGCUGGGCACGUUUAAGGUCGCCCUCCUGGCCCUGGGUCGCGGGCCGCUGGACCCCGGCCUCCCCGUGCUCCGGUUCCUCUUCGCCGCAGCCCUCCCUAUCGAGCUCAUUCAUCCUGACGAAGAACGACCCGAAGCGGCCGAGUCGGCGUCUCUCGCUUCUUACACGUUCAAGGUCGCCACCACAGCCGCCAUCGUCCAUCUCCACCAGUACUCUAAAAAGAUGCACCCCAGCAUGCGCCUUCUUCUGUACGGAUUUAACAUCUGGUGCACCAUGGAGCUCCUGUUCGCCUCCAUCGCGGCCGCCUGCCGCGCGCUGGGCAUGGAGGUGAAGCCGGCGUUCGACAGGCCGAACCUCGCUACGUCGCUGCGCGACUUCUGGGGCCGCCGGUGGAACCUCGCCGUGUCGGCCAUCCUCCGGGCGUCGGUGUACGACCCCCUGCGCGCACGGGCCGGAAAGGAGGCGGGCAUCCUGGCCACGUUCCUCGUGUCGGGGCUAAUGCACGAGGCUCUCGUGUGCUACCUCACCCUGCGGCGCUCCACCGGAGAGAUGACCGCGUUUUUCCUGCUCCACGGCAUGUGCCGCGUGGCAGAGGAGCGGUGCGUGCGGCGGUGGACGGCGAGGGGGUGGCCGCCGCCGCCACGGCCCGUGGCCACGUUUCUUGUAUGGAUGUUCCUGACGGCCCAAUCGUUCUGGCUGAUCUUGCCAACGGUUUACCGGGGGAUGGAAGAAGGCCGGAGAUGCUACCACUGUUGGAGAAACGCUUAUCGGUACCAGCACGUUAGUGCCGGUCACAAAGGAGCCGGCACUAACGUGUAUCUACAGUACACCACAGUCACUUUAGUACCGGCUAUUCUCUACAGCCGGCACUAAAGUGUCACCCCCAACGGUCAGUAGCUUGCACCCUAACGGUCAGAGCCAAUUUAGUGCCGGCUGGAGCCUCCAGCCGGCACUAACUUGGCACGGUGCAGGUUAGUGCCGGCUUAAGGGUCCAGCCGGCACUAACUGUCUACAGAUUUGUGCCAGCUGAAUUCACUAACCGGCACUAAGUUGCCCCGUAUAUACUGCCCCCUCCUUCUUCCCCAGCCCGACCCAUCCAUUUGGCCGAGCUUCUCCUCUCAACCAUGGCGUGUUAGAGGGGAGGUGCUGCCCAUUUUCUCCAAAAUUUGUGAGGAUUUCGCCCAUCCAAGUGCAUUAAAGGUUAGCAGCUUCUUCCACUCUUCUUUCACAGUGUUUAUUCUUUUGUUUCAUGCUUUCUAGGUAAAGAAAAUAGUGAUUUUAAGGUUGAGGAACAAUGAGCAUAAUUUUUCAAUUUGUUCAUUAAU